Anopheles stephensi (Asian malaria mosquito) is the source of this 624-nucleotide messenger RNA. RefSeq lists its product as uncharacterized. The transcript is spliced from 2 exons. Bases 23 to 418 code for a protein of 131 amino acids. Lineage: Eukaryota; Metazoa; Arthropoda; Insecta; Diptera; Culicidae. The record is from RefSeq and is a predicted model, not a curated record.
CACCCUCGCGCAAGGCUUUAUAAUGUGUCGUAAGAGAUUACUGAUUCUUGUCUUACUAACUCUAUCGAGCGCUAGUUUAGCAGCUGAAUAUAAUAGCACUACCGUCGAACCUAGAAGACACUCAAGCCCUUACCCCUACGCCUGGCGCUGGUGGAUUGCGCACAGCAUACUGUGGAUCAUUACGGGAGGCUUUUGGCUCACGGUGUUCAUAAUUGUGGUGCUGUUUAAGGCAUUCCCAGCGAAGCACAGCUGUCAUUCCCCCAUCAUAUUGGAAGAACCACCAGUGUUUGAUCAUCAUCACGAUCUACAUUCUUCUACCGGUUGGGCGGCACGACAAGCCAAUCUUGGGGCUUCACCCGCAGACUGGCAACUUUAUUGGAAAGAUAGGCUUGAAGCAAAAAUAGAAAAUUUACGUUGAGGUAAAAGAAAUUUCUCUUUCGGCUUACGAUAGCACAAUGGAAAGAACUAUGUUGGCAGGGUCCAAUAAACACGCGUUGGGUACAAAAGUUGAGCUUUAAUUUCAAUUUCGUAGUCUCAAUGCGCUUUGAGCGCGUGUCACGCGAUCAAGUACUUGCGUACGCUUGCGGUUCAGCCGAGUUCCGCACUCUGCACUGCACCACAGUC